AUGAACCUAUAUUGGCUUACUGUAUUUGAUUUUUGCAAGCUGGGCGGGUAUUAUUGCAACCGCAAUGAGCAUGUUAAUCCGUAUGGAACUGAGCAAUCCAGGUCCAGGCGUGUUAGCAUCCGCCGGGCAAGUGUACAACGUGUUGAUUACUGCUCACGGACUUCUAAUGCUGUUCUUCGUCGUGAUGCCUGCUUUAAUGGGUGGGUUUGGUAA
Monoraphidium neglectum is the source of this 213-nucleotide messenger RNA. The record is from the annotation of a RefSeq genome assembly. Lineage: Eukaryota; Viridiplantae; Chlorophyta; Chlorophyceae; Sphaeropleales; Selenastraceae.